AUGAUGGCGCGUUUGCACGGCCGCGUGGUGACGCGGCGCUCUGGCCUCGUGUUCGCUGCACAGGCUGCUCUCAUGCUCUCAGGUGUGCUCUCUUUCUCGUGGUUAUGCGCUCAUCUUCUCAGUUCUACCCCUCCCUCCUCUAACUCCCCUCCCCCCCAUUCUCCCAUUUCCCAGCCGCAUCAUUCCUGUGCGCCAAGAACUGCUGCUGUUCGCCUGCCAGCUGCGAGUAACGCCCCUCACCAUAAGCGAGCUGUUCCCAGCACUCUUUGCUCUCUCCGUUCCAUUCCUCUCCCUGUCCCAUUCCUCUCCUCGUUCCGGGACCCCUUUCCUCCUCUCUCUUCCUACUCGCUUCCUUCCUCCUCCCUCUCUGUUCCUUUCGCCUCAUAUUCGCCAGACUCGUGCGUGCAGCGGAGGUGUGGCGCCAAUGCGGUGUGCGUGAAGGAGAGGGGCGCUUAG
This is a messenger RNA of Closterium sp. Naga37s-1, 456 nucleotides long. NCBI's taxonomy places the organism in Eukaryota, Viridiplantae, Streptophyta, Zygnematophyceae, Desmidiales, Closteriaceae. The record is from the annotation of a GenBank genome assembly.